Messenger RNA from Penicillium mononematosum, 4216 nucleotides. RefSeq lists its product as uncharacterized. Gene Ontology annotation, cellular component: membrane. The transcript has 9 exons. Gene Ontology annotation, molecular function: NADH dehydrogenase (ubiquinone) activity; iron-sulfur cluster binding. The record is from RefSeq and is a predicted model, not a curated record. Bases 1 to 3948 code for a protein of 1315 amino acids. Gene Ontology annotation, biological process: ATP synthesis coupled electron transport. Lineage: Eukaryota; Fungi; Ascomycota; Eurotiomycetes; Eurotiales; Aspergillaceae.
AUGGCUACAACUACAGUAACCGGUCAUGGGCGACGCGCCUCAAUGCGCCAGGCCGAAUUGCAAAUCCCUACCAAAUCCUCCGUUCCUCAAUCAACGAGCAGUCCGAUAGACAAAUUUCCGCCUUACGAAGACACCCUCGACGCCGUCGCGGGGUCAGCUCGGCCAAACCGAAGCGCCUCGGUGAAAUAUGCCCCGAACGAGCUCUGGGAACCGAGAAAAGCAAGCUUUUACUCGCGAGAGUAUGGGAACGGGUCAUUACGAAAUCCUAAACAUCGUCCGCGAAAGAGCAUCAGCGAAGCCAUCACGACAAUCAGAACACGCAAUGGCAGUAUGAGUGCCAAUGCUCAUGAAUUGGCCCAAGCACUUCGCGCCCCAGUCUCUUACCGACUCACUGCUCUCUGUGUCGUCUGGUACCUGACCUCUGCCCUCACAAAUACAUCUUCAAAAUCGAUUUUGAAUGCUCUUCCGAUGCCAAUCACAUUGACGAUGAUCCAAUUUGCGUUUGUCUCCUUUUGGUGCUUGCUGUUGGUGUAUCUUUCCACGAUUAUACCUCGGUUGCGACAAAGCAUCCCGGUCCUUCAACAUGGAAUUCGCUACCCAUCCCGCGACGUGAUUUCCACAGCCUUGCCUCUGGCAGUAUUCCAAUUGGCCGGUCACAUUCUAAGCUCUAUGGCUACUGAACAAAUCCCCGUAUCUUUGGUCCACACCAUCAAGGGCCUUUCGCCCCUCUUCACAGUUCUAGCAUACCGGAUCCUGUUCCGCAUUCGAUAUGCCCGGGCAACCUACUUAUCGCUGAUCCCUCUGACUCUGGGUGUGAUGCUUGCAUGCUCGACCGGAAUUUCUACCAAUUUCUUCGGUAUCUUUUGCGCAUUUGGUGCAGCUCUUGUCUUUGUCUCGCAGAACAUAUUCUCGAAGAAGCUGUUUAACGAGGCAGACCGUGCAGAAUCAGAUCUGCAAACCCCCGGACGGCGGAAGUUGGACAAACUCAACUUGCUUUGCUAUUGCUCCGGGCUGGCGUUUUUCCUCACUCUGCCUAUUUGGUUUGUCAGCGAGGGUUACCCACUAGUAUCUGAUUUCAUCCAUGAUGGUGCGAUAUCGCUGUCGGGUAAGCAAGGCUCAUUGGAUCACGGUGCUCUUUCUCUUGAGUUUGUGUUUAAUGGACUCUCACACUUCGCCCAAAAUAUCCUGGCCUUUGUGUUGCUGUCAAUGGUUUCUCCUGUGUCCUAUUCGGUUGCAUCAUUGGUCAAGCGUGUGUUUGUGAUCGUGGUAGCGAUUAUAUGGUUUGGGAGCUCGACCACCUCGAUUCAAGCAUUUGGUAUUGGCCUCACUUUCGUUGGCCUCUACCUUUAUGAUCGCAAUAGCCAUGAUGAUGUAGCUGACCAAAGGGCAAACACGGAUCAUUUCCGUGGCGAACAGUCCAUUCUUCCAAUGAAUGUGCGGCACUCAAACAAGCCAUGGGAUUCUAAUGGUUAUGCUUUCCUGCGGGGAGGGCCUUUGAAGGCGCCCCCAACAACUUCCAUGCUGCGGCAAACAACUCCAAGAAGGAAGACGAUCGGCCCGGGCAUGUUCGACCAAGAGGGGCCAGUGUUUCCCGUACUUGGUUACCAGGCACCAAGCAAGAAUCCACUUGGCAGAACCGCAGAUUCCGAUGCAAAGUGCUCUCUGAACUCCCAACUGUCACCAGGAUCUCACCCCCUCGCCCUCCUCCACCUUAUCUCCCACCCUCACAUAUCUGUUCUCCUUCCAAUGAUGCGGCCGCAGCUGUUUCGUGCGGCCGCCCGGUCCCUCCGGGUUCCUAAGGUCACCCCCGGGCAUUCGCGACGACAGCCCCUCGCGCGGCCGAGGUGGAACUCACCAUUGAUGGCAAAAAGGUCUGGCUCGGCUCUUAUCCAGGCCUGUGAGCAGGCAGGCGCAACGGUUCCCAGAUAUUGUUACCAUGAAAAACUUUUGGUUGCAGGAAACUGCCGUAUGUGCCUCGUCGAAGUUGAACGUGCCCCAAAGCCGGUGGCCUCCUGUGCUUGGCCCGUGCAACCCGGCAUGGUGGUGAAGACGAACUCACCACUGGUUCACAAGGCAAGAGAGGGUGUCAUGGAGUUCCUCCUCGCCAACCAUCCCCUCGAUUGUCCUGUCUGCGACCAAGGAGGAGAGUGUGAUCUCCAAGACCAGUCGAUGCGUUACGGUGCCGAUCGGGGUCGAUUCCAUGAAACCGGCGGAAAGCGUGCCGUGGAGGAUAAGAACAUUGGCCCACUGGUUAAGACCUCAAUGAAUCGAUGCAUCCACUGCACCCGUUGUGUCCGAUUCAUGAAUGAUGUCGCCGGCGCCCCAGAACUAGGAACUGCUGGUCGCGGAAACGACAUGCAGAUUGGAACCUACCUUGAGCAGAACCUCAACUCAGAACUCUCAGGCAAUGUCAUUGACCUUUGCCCUGUCGGUGCACUAACUUCGAAGCCCUAUGCUUUCCGGGCGCGCCCAUGGGAGCUCAAGCACACCGAAUCGAUCGAUGUCCUUGACGCUCUUGGCUCUAACAUCCGCAUUGAUAGCAGAGGCCUGGAAGUGAUGCGGGUUGUCCCCCGAUUGAAUGACGAUAUUAACGAGGAAUGGAUCAAUGACAAGUCGCGGUUCGCAUGCGAUGGGUUGAAGACCCAACGACUCACAACGCCGCUCAUUCGUCGGGAGGGUAAAUUCGUCCCUGCCACUUGGGAACAGGCUCUAACGGAGAUCUCAUCGGCCCACGAGAAGCUGCAGCCACAAGCAAAUGAGUUCAAGGCUGUUGCGGGACACUUGGUUGAUGCUGAGUCGCUCGUUGCCAUGAAGGACCUGGCAAACAAGCUUGGCUCUGACAACCUUGCCCUGGAUCAACCUGGAGGUGGUGCCCCCAUUGCUCACGGUAUCGAUGUCCGUUCCAAUUAUCUUUUCAAUUCCAAGAUCUAUGGAAUCGAGGAGGCAGAUGCAAUCCUUUUGAUUGCAACAAACCCUCGUCACGAAGCCGCUGUUCUGAACGCCCGUAUCCGAAAGCAGUAUAUUAGAUCUGAUCUUGAGAUUGGACUUGUCGGCGAGGAGUUUGAGAGCACAUUUGACUUCAACCAUCUGGGCACUGAUGUGUCUUCCUUGAAAUCCGCUUUGUCCGGAGAAUUUGGCAAGAAGCUUGCCGGAGCCAAACGGCCAAUGAUUAUUGUCGGUAGCGCUGCUGCAGAGCACCCUGAUGCUAAGGCAAUCUUCGAGGCUGUCGGUGGCUUCGUCGAGAAGAAUGCAAACAACUUCAUUACCCCGGAGUGGCAGGGCUAUAACGUCCUCCAGCGUGCGGCGUCUCGGGCUGGUGCCUAUGAAGUUGGCUUCACUGCACCGUCUACCCAGGUUGCUCAAACUACCCCCAAGAUGAUGUGGCUUUUGGGCGCAGAUGAGAUUGCCCAAAGCGAGAUCCCGAAGGAUGCGUUUGUCGUCUACCAGGGACACCACGGUGAUCGCGGUGCCCAACUUGCUGAUGUCGUUCUCCCCGGCGCUGCGUACACCGAGAAGUCAGGUACAUACAUCAACACAGAAGGUCGCGUGCAAGUUACCCGUGCUGCCACUUCUCUUCCCGGUGCAGCUCGUGACGACUGGAAGAUCAUCCGUGCCACUAGCGAAUUCCUCGGUGCUCCUCUUCCUUAUGAUGAUAUCGAGGCUCUUCGCGACCGCAUGGAGGAGAUCAGCCCUGUCAUGCGCCGCUAUGACGUUGUUGAGCCGACCUCGGUUGGCUCAUUGAGCAAGGUCCAACUUGUGGACCAGAACAAGGGAUCUCAAGCCACCGGGGCUCCUUUCAAGAAGGUGAUCGAAGACUUCUUCUUCACUGACGCUAUCUCCAGAAGUUCGCCCACCAUGGCCCGCGCCUCCGCUGCUAAGGCCACUGGAAACCCUGAGACCAACUUCAUGGCCGCAGGAGAAAUGUCUCCUCAGGCUUUGUAUGGUUAGAUCGGGGUCUAUUUUGACCUCAUUCUGUGUUUCUCUAAUGGCUGCAGGCGUUUCUAUUGUACCACAUCUUAAAUUUUCCUCUUGAUGUACUGUUUCCUUUCCAUCCUCUGAGUUUUUCCCUAUCAUCUUGAACACCCUUCCGGUUCCUGUUGACCUCUUCGCCAUUCUCCGGUGUCGCCUGGGAUUAAUCGGGAGUGGUUGCCUUGUACAUAAAAGACUGAACCCCCAAAAUUUCGAGUCCAUGGGCGUCGGAGAUGAUGAAUCUGUG